Molecule: messenger RNA, 2112 nt
Organism: Acanthosepion pharaonis
Lineage: Eukaryota; Metazoa; Mollusca; Cephalopoda; Sepiida; Sepiidae
Source: the annotation of a GenBank genome assembly
AUGGGAAAAAAAAGUCCAAAGAGUUCGAGCGAGUUUUCUUUCAUAAAAAUUACAUUGAGGACGCUACUCAAUCUGAUUCUCUCUCUCUCUCUCUCUCUCUCUCUCUUUCUCUCUCUCUCUCUCUCUCUCUCUCUCUCCACUUCUAUCUAUCUAUCUAUCUAUCUAUCUAUCUUUCUUUCUUUCAUUUUCUCACUGAAACCAUUAUUUAUGAGAACCCUGAACGAUGGAAAGCUCCUUGCAAAGUUAAGUUGCGGAGACGUUGUUGCCCUGGAGGUUAAGUACCACCUUCGAUGCCUCCAAAAGUUGUACGAUGCUGAAAGAGCGUACCUCAAUUCCCUAGAGAAAGCCGAGAGUAGUGAUCCAGGGAAGGAUUUAUACCCAGUAGCCUUUUCAGAACUAGUUAUCUACAUCAUGGAUAGCAAAGUCACCAACACGGAAGCAGCACCGGUUGUAUUUCGGCUUGCUGACCUAGCCUCACUUUACAAGCUUCGCUUGGAACAGCUUGGGGUUGAUUCCCCGAAUGUCCACUCUACCAGGUUGAAGGAACAGCUAUUUGCUCGGAUUCCAGAAAUUGAAGCCCAUAAGAAGGGACGUGAUGUACUCAUUGCCUUCAAAGCGGACACAGGACCAGUGCUCCAUGAAGCUAGCCAGUAUAGCAAUGCUCUCCAUCUAUCUAAGGCAGCAGAUAUCCUGAGAAAAGAAAUGCUCCAGCACAAGACAAAAUUCAGCAGCGAGCUCAAAGAUGGCUUUGGUGAGGAGGCUAUCCCACCUGCACUUCUUCAGGUAUUAGAGAUAUCCGGCAAGCUUGGUGAAACUGUCAUAAAACAGUAUGUUGAAGAAGAUGUUGUGUGCCAACCAGUGCUGCGUAAAGGGCUGUUCACUACGGCCGCUGUCGACAACAUUGAUCACAAUCACACGGCCACCACAGCUAGCACGUCAUUCCAUGGUAAAAGUAUUUCCAUGUUCCAGCACCCAAGUAAGGAAAACAGAGGAGAACAGCAGGUUUCACCGGAAAUAACAGACAGUAGGACAAGAAAGGUUCCUGAGCUUCCAGAGGAUUAUACAAACAUCGCGCCAGUCUACUUCAAGAAGAACCCAACCCCUGCCUCAGUAGAUGAAGUAUCACUGCCUGACCCCAGUCUCUUCCAAAGGAACAUCAGAGUCGAAUACGAAUGGUUGGAAAAAGUUCAACGUACCACCGAUGUAGAUGAUGAAUCCAAUAUAACAUGGUCAGCUCAUCAUACGAGCCAGAAACGGACAAGCGAAUGUGAAACCAGCAUCACUUCCUUGCUACCUCUUCUCCGAGAUCAAGCUCACAGCGUUGCCACAAUAAAGCAUGCCAUGAAGAAAGUAAGGGAAGUUGUAGCAUUUCUUAACCCAGGGCAAACUCCCGUCCUAGCAGCUGAUCAACCACUCUAUGCCAUGGCAAAAGAAAUACAGUGGCCAGAGGAAUAUGGAGAAGACAAGUUUGUGAUCAUGUUUGGUGAGCUUCACAUUGAGAUGACAGCACUGAAAUCUAUUGGGUCAAUGCUAGCAGACAGUGGAUGGACAAGUGCACUUGUUGAAGCUGAUGUAGCCUCUUCCAGAACUGCAGAUUCAUUCCUGUUGGCAACCAAUGUCACUAAAACACGUCAAGCACAUCAGGUCACAGCAUGCAGUUUGUUUCAGCUCCUGAAGAAAGUCUACAGUUCGUACCUUGCCGAACAUUCUGAUGGCGAUGAGGAGGCCUUCAGCUUUGUGGAAUGGUGUGAUAGUCGAAAGAAGGAGAGUCCACAGUCCGCAUUUUGGUUCUCUAUCCUGAACAUGGAAUUGACAAUCUUAACACUGGUGCGAGCAUUUAGAGAAGGGAAUUUCAAUCUGUAUCGAGAAUCACUGUCGGAACUGAUACCCUACCUCUUUGCCAACAACAAUGUCAACUAUGCAAGAUGGCUUCCUAUUCAUCUGCGUGAUAUGAUAUCGUUAGAGAAGCAGUACCCCGAGGUCGUCAGAGAAUUCCACAAUGGGAAUUUCGUGUUUCAUAAAAUUGACAGGAAUUUCUCCGCAAUGGCAAUCGACCAAGCCCAUGAACAAAACAAUGCCGUUAUCAAAGGGGAGGGGGAGCUGUUUGUCUGA